AUGCUGCGCAAACUUGCACAACAGGACGAGGAGCUCUACUCCAAGGUACUGGGGAGGCCCUGCUCCAUGAGAGAUCUGGGCCGGCAGCCCGAAGUGCCCCUGGACAUCCUGGAUGCCACUGCUGGCAUAAUCUUGGAUUCAGCACCUUCUCGCUUGACACCUGACAUUGCUGCCAGGGGGUUCACAGCAGCUAUCCUUGGAGAGCCCGCACAGGGCAUUGAGUUGAGGCGCCCAGUUCUCACACAGGCCUCAAAGGUGGCCCUCCUGCCGGUGUUGGGCCUGCCAGUGAUUUCCGCGCGCAUUAGAGAGGUCUGGAACGCAUGGGACAAUGUGGCUCCAGUGCGGCCUCAGCUGUAUCUAUAUUCUCCAGUCGAUGCACUGAUCCCUCCUGAAGAGGUUGCCAGAUUCAUGGAGCAACAGGCUGCAAGGGGAGUCACAGUGCACUCCAGAAUGUUCCCCGACUCGCCGCACUGUGAGCACUACAGGGUCUACCCUGAUGAGUACAGGGAAGAAGUAACAAAAUUCAUGGACGCUCUUUAA
Messenger RNA from Coccomyxa subellipsoidea C-169, 540 nucleotides. RefSeq lists its product as hypothetical. The record is from RefSeq and is a predicted model, not a curated record. The coding region runs from base 1 to 540 and encodes 179 amino acids. The transcript is spliced from 4 exons. NCBI's taxonomy places the organism in Eukaryota, Viridiplantae, Chlorophyta, Trebouxiophyceae, Coccomyxaceae.